AAUUAUUACCGUUACAAUACCCGAUGGAAGAUUUACAACCUGCAAAGAAACCUCGCUUAGAUAUUGAGGAACAACAUGAGUUAAACCACGUUGAAACUGGGAAUAAAUUAGAUAUUUCUGAAUCUUUUAAUAUAAAUGAAGUUAUUGAUAGGGAUGAUGAUGUUAAAGCUCAAUCUGGCAAUGAUUUACCGACGCAUAAAUGCACUGUUCAGGAAACGGAUGUGGGCAUAACGGAAUUCUUGAAUCCUGAGCUCAAAGGAUUCUUGGGUGUUCUUAAAUGGAGAUACACUGAUUUUCUCGUGAAUGAAAUUGAUUUGGAUGGAAACAUACUAAGUUUUGAUGCAGAAAUAAAAGAGAUAAAUAAUAAUGAUGCAAAUAAUAUUGAGGAAAAUGAUUUGUAUGAAUCUCAAGGAGUUACACAAACUAAGAGUGGAUCGUCGAGUAAUAUUAAUGAUUUUACGUUAGAUAAGAAUGACUCCUUAAAUGAUAUUGAAUCGGAGGAGAAAUUAUUUGAUCAAGAUUUAAUGAAUCAAAUAAAAGAUCUUGUAAAAGGCGAGGGGAAAGAUCAGCAAAGAUUUAUAAAGUCGCAACCCAUGUUAAAUAAAGAUGAACGGACCAAAUUGCAUAAAUUUAUCAAUAAAUAUUAUGGUGAACAUUUAAACUCGACUACUACAAAAGAGCAAAGCAUUUUGAUAGCAUAUCACAACGAAAAAAAUUCAAGAAGAUACGACGCGUCUAAAAAGAGGAAAAUACAAAAAGAAGAAUGGGAAAAACGCGGUGGUCAAUAUUGUCAGUUUUUAUUACUAAAAGAGAAUCGAGAUACCAUGUCUGCUAUAAAUCUAAUAAGCAAACUAAUGAAGAUCCCAUCUCGAUCAUUCUCUUAUGCUGGUACUAAGGAUAAUCGUGCGGUUACUGUUCAACGUAUUACGGCUUUUCGAGUAAAAGCCGAAAGAUUAGCUGGUCUCAAUAAACGGUUAAAUGGAAUAGUAAUGGGAAAUUUCAAAUAUGUAUCACAACCGAUACAGCUGGGUGAACUUGCAGGAAAUCGUUUCAUUAUUACGAUAAGACAAGUAAAAGUUGACUCGGAGGAAACGCUGUCGCAAUCAUUGAGUUCAUUAAAAGAUAAUGGAUUUAUAAACUAUUUUGGCAUGCAGCGUUUUGGUACAAGUUCUAUUCCAACAUGGGAAAUCGGACGUGCACUUUUGCAGAAUAACCUGGAACAAGCCAUCGAUCUGAUAUUGAAACCACGACCCGGAGAAAAUGGUCCAAUUGAAAUUGCACGGAAGCAUUGGGCAACCACCAAAAAUGCUCGAGAAUCAUUUGAAUUGAUGCCUCCGCGUCAUUACUCCGAAAGGAAUAUCUUACUAACCUUUGCCAAUACUGGAAAUACAAACUGUUUUGCCGACGCCUUUAAUUCGAUACCCCACAAAUUAAGACUCAUGUAUGCUCAUGCUUACCAGUCUUAUAUUUGGAAUCGCGUGGUAUCCGAGAGAAUUAAACUACACGGAAGUAAAUCUCCGUUGGUUGGAGAUUUAGUUCUGACCGAAAAUAAAAUUCGAUUGGAUCAAGAAGAUAUUGAUUUUCCCGACGCAGAGGCAGCUCAGACACUUGACAAAAAAAGAUCUUUUGACAAUAUGGAAGAAUCCACCGAAUCUUUUGAUGACACUAAAUUUGCUUCCAAUCUAACUGGUGAAGGGCCGAAUGCGGCAAUUAAUUUAAAGAUAAAAGUUCUCACAGAAGAAGACUUACCAAAGUACACCAUAGAAGAUGUAGUUUAUCCUACGCCGGGUUAUGCUGUUAUUUACCCAAAAAACGCGAUAUUUGAAAGUUACAAAGAAUUUAUGAUGGAAGAUGGACUUGAUCCUAUGAACAUGACAAGAAAAACAAAAGAUUUUUCCUUGCCCGGAACAUAUCGAAAAAUUAUUUUGAAACCUGAAGCAGUUAACUGGUCAACGAUUCGAUAUGACGAUCCAAUUGCUCAGUUGGUUAUAACAGAUUUUGAUGUCCUGCACGGAAGGAAACCAAACAUAGGUGUACCAGAUGGAAAACAUUUGGCAUUGCAAAUCAGCUUUAUCUUGCCGCCUGGAAUUUAUGCAACCAUGGCGAUACGAGAGAUCAUGAAAAAAGAUACAAGCUCUGCUGCUCAAUAUAAUUUGCAGAUACAGACUUGA
Messenger RNA from Ambispora leptoticha, 2171 nucleotides. The record is from the annotation of a GenBank genome assembly. NCBI's taxonomy places the organism in Eukaryota, Fungi, Glomeromycota, Glomeromycetes, Archaeosporales, Ambisporaceae.